Pocillopora damicornis (cauliflower coral) is the source of this 842-nucleotide messenger RNA. RefSeq names its product QRFP-like peptide receptor. Gene Ontology annotation, biological process: G protein-coupled receptor signaling pathway. Gene Ontology annotation, cellular component: plasma membrane. Gene Ontology annotation, molecular function: G protein-coupled receptor activity. Lineage: Eukaryota; Metazoa; Cnidaria; Anthozoa; Scleractinia; Pocilloporidae. The record is from RefSeq and is a predicted model, not a curated record.
AUGUGGUACGUGGCAAAUUUAGCAUCUGCCGAUCUCCUUUUCAUUUCUCUCACUCCUUUCCACGCCAUUAAUUCUAGUUGGCGUUGGGUGGGCGGAAACGUAAUUUGCAAACUUCACGCAUUUCUUUUCGACACGAGCUACAAUACUUCAAUCACAACCCUUGUGGUUAUAGCUUACCUAAGACUCAAAGCUAUCACAGAUCCUUUCAAUUCUAGAAGCCAAAACUUUUCCAACAAGGAAUACAUCAAAAUCGUUUUAAUCUGGUGUAUGUGCUUGGUAAUUUCCUCACCCACAGCAAGUAUGAACAAGGUCGAAACCGAUGAGGAUGGAAAACUGAUUUGCACCAACACCUCUUGGGGAAGCACUGGCAGGGAAAUAUACUACAUCGUACACGCAAUACUUUUCUACAUAAUUCCAUUGUUCUAUAUGAUUGUAACGCAACGAAAGAUAUUCCGCUCUCUUCGAGCGAUUGCUAUUCCAAUGUGCAACUCGCAUAUCAUCAACACAAAUCAAAGACAUAAGAAAGUUGCAAAGACACUUGCAGCUCUUUCUCUUGCCUUUUUUUCUUGUCAGUCUCCGUUUAUGAUUUUUAGACUGCUGAUGUAUUCUAACUUAGUGUCCCCGAGUCUAGUCUGGAGUGUGACUCAAAUGAUGAUAUGUCUGAAUGUGGCACUCGAUCCUUUAUUAUACGGCUAUUACGGAGAAAAUUUGAAGUCUAAGGUGCGACGAUUCCUUCGAUGCAAUUAACAGAACGGGUUGAACUCCGAGUACAUCCCUGUAAAAUCAUCUCAGGCUUCUCACGAGGUGUAUGGGUAACACUUGCCACAUUCUCAUAAAACUGA